AAUCUGCGAUCACCCUUACAAACACAAUGGCACUCACUCUAUCACUUAUAAUCUUUUCGAUCGCUUGAUUUUCUUAUUAUGGCUCAUUCAUUCCUAAUCAUGGGACGUAUUUACACCUAGUUACCCGGUUGCUAGGGACGCCUUAAACAGAGCAAGAUGGCUGCCAAACAUCAAAGGAUCAGUCAACACUACAGUGGACAAGUGAAAAAUCUUGUCCGAGACGGGUUUGGUGUGUAUGUGUAUCCAAAUGGCUUCUUUCGCUAUGAAGGCGAAUGGAAGAUGGGAAAGAAACACGGGCAUGGAAAACUUUUUAUGAAGGAUGGCAGUUUCUAUGAGGGUGAAUUUGCCAAUGGAGAAAUUGAAGGGAAUGGAUUGAGAUACUGGGCACACUCAGGCAACUCUUAUUCUGGGCAGUUUAAAAGCGGUGAGCUUCAUGGCUGUGGUGUGAUGCAGUACUCCAGUGGAGAGAAGUAUGAAGGAGAGUACUGCUAUGGACUACGAGAAGGGCAUGGGCUCCUCUUGGAUAAGGAGGGACACACAUACGAGGGCUCUUUUCACGAAAAUAAGAAGCAUGGAGAAGGCAUAAUGGAUUUCAGGAAUGGUGAUCAGUAUGAAGGGGACUGGCUGCUGGAUCAAAGACAAGGCCACGGCAUUAUGCGCUUCGCGGACGGGUCAGUUUAUGAGGGUCAAUGGAGGAAUAAUCUCUUUAAUGGUCAGGGGACAAUGAUACACUGCUCCGGAGUUGCCUGGGAAGGCUUAUGGAUAAAUGGGAGGCCGUCUGGUGGUGCGUCUAAAAUAGUGAUUGAAGGAGGGGACGUGCUGGAGGUCUUCCAGGGGUCCCCGUUCGCCGUGGACGUGCACCUCCAGACCGACGCCGGAGACAUGGCGACAGGUGAAAAUGGACGGGUUCUACAGAUUUGUGUUGGAGUGAAAUUUACGGGAUAUAGGCCGACAUCAUCUUCCUCAAACCUGUUGAAGCUUAUUGAAGACAUGGAGGAGAAACCUAUCCCAACACCGUUCGGGUUUGAGUUUAUUAGCUACCCUUUGAUGGAGAGGGGCUUUGAAAGCGGGGACUCCAGAGGCGCGGCCCCCCCCUCCGCGGCUAAAUCCGGAUUUGCGCAGACUGACUCGCCAGCCCCCGAGGGGGAGUGGGAGUCUGGAAGUGGAUCACACGGCCUGGGACUCGGAGGGGGCACCCCAAGCUACCUGGAUGGCAAGACAGGAUGUGGAGACCAGUCUGAAAAUGGGGGAUCCACCUCUAUCAUUGAGUCGUUUUCAGAAACGGGAAACUUGGCUCUGCCGGAGGAAGAGUCUCAUUCAGCCAAUCAAAGAGUCGAAGCGGGUCAAGCAAAAUUCCAGAACCUCAUGCUGGCCCCUCCCCCUCCUGACUAUAAGCCUUACUUGGUGAUGGACGAACUGGAGAAGCAAAAAGCUGCCAAGAAGCCAGUUGGCAAGGGCCCUUCAGAAAAACUGCCAUUGUCCCAAGAGAAAAGCUCCGACAGCAAGACGAGCGUGGGAUCCCGCGUCGGGACGACGGUGAAGAAGGAGGCCGCAGACGGCAGGAGCGUGAGGCCAGGUGAAUAUGUCAUCAUGGUGAAAGAUGUGACCAACCCCCCCUUCCUGGGCCACACCUUGCCCCCUGCCUUCGCCCUGCUCAGAGUGGUGCCCGCCAGGCUCAAGAGGAGGGGGAGCCGCGCCGAAAUCCCGAGGGUGAAGAGCUAGUGAGGGAGAGCAGUUAGCGCUAGGUGAGCAGUACGGGGGCGUGGCUGGGGCAAGCGGGAUUCACAGAGCUUAGACCCCCUCCAUUGCUUUCAGUGCUGUGUCAAAUCACAUCCUCAGUCAACCCUGAAUCACAUAUACCAGGAUCAUCCUGAAUCAAUUAGCCAACGUGAUUGAAUGAUAUGUAAAUUCUGAUUUCUGAAGUUUAAAGUGUUUUAGGAUUUCUCACAGUCAUUUCUCAUAAGCUGAAGUUCUUGAUCGUCCAAAGGUUUGAAAAUGCAUUGAUAUCAUGUACUGUAAUGUCCCGCAAAAGCAAACUCCCGUCAGCCUUUCUGAUUGGACUGAUACCCGCUGACAGCCAACAGCACUACCAGAGCUUGCUUUAAAAGUUUUGUUAUGGUCGAUCCACCUUACUCUGUUUUUUAGCAGUUCUGAAUUGAGAAUUGCUGAUAGGUUCCAAUUCAAUUCUUGCAUGUAAAUUUUAAUUAAAAUGAAAGUGAAUUCAAUUCCCUGUAACUCAUUGAAAUUGUUUAAUUUAUCGCUAUAAGCAAUGUUUACUUUGAUAUCAAUCACAUUUUGUCAUCUGUAUUCUAAAGGACUCUUAAUUUUAUUUAAACUAUUAAAAUUUGAUGUAUAAGUGUGUGUGGAGGAUUUUUAGAUUCAGUGUCCAUUUCUGAUUCAUGCAGCGAAUUCACAUCAAUUCCAUAAUUCCAGUUCAGGCUUGAAAACAUUUGACUGCUCUCAAGCCAGGUUAGCAAAUAUUUCAACAAAAGAGUCUGAUGCUGAUAAUGGCGGCGAUGAGGACACUGAAAAUGAUGACGGUAUCUUAAAUUAUUUAAGCGGCCUUUUUCUUUUGUUCGUUCCCGAUCUUAUCUUGUCUGCGAAGAGGCUUAGCAGACCCAGUAACGUCACUUUUAACGCCGCCUAUCUGAUCUGAGCGAGCCUGAAAGCCGAGAAGCUGGGAAAAUAUGGCCGCUGUCUUCCUCCUGUGGAAAAGCACUUUCCAGUGGCCUGGGAGCGGCCCGUUUCACCUCCCACGCCCGGCUAAUGGGAGUGCAGCAGCGGGACGGGGAGGUAUCGCCUUUUUGACAGCUCGGCCUUGCGAAAAGCCCGUAACAUCACACGGAACGUGAUACGGCGUUAUAAUUAAAGAUAUUUCUAUUAUAAUAUGACCCCUCCCCAUAGGUCCACAGCGCAUUUUCAGCGUAUUGGGUUGCCGUGUGACCUGCCUGCUCUGGUCAGACUCUAGCUAUCGGGCAUCUGAUGAAGCCGGCACCCUUAAGGCCUCUGUUUCACUGGUCUUUUGUUUUGAGUGCUUGUUUAGCCACCAGCAGAGCUGCGGGUUCGAUUCCCCGGUGGACAGAUCGGGAUCAUUUCCAACCUUUCGCGACACCCAGGAUCAGACACAGCCAUUAGAUCCCUUUGUCUAGUGUCGCUGACAGGUUGCACAUUUUUGGUGAGUGUGAGUGGGAAAAACACACCAAAAAUGUGCAUGUUGUGUAUUCACAGCAUGCAUGGUGACUUUCACUAAAGCAAUUACCUCCAGUCUCCUGCAUGUAGUGAACAUAUUACAAACUGUAUAGUGAUGAUAUUGACAUAUUAACAUUAAUGACGAGUGUACUGUUCUGAAAUGUGGACUGAUAUGUCUCUACACAUAUAAAUGUAGUCCUUAUAUGAUGUGUUUUUGUAUGCCUGGAAGGUAAAAAUCUUUUUAUUUAAUUUUUCAUGUCUCCACCAUCAUUAGUGUCUUCCUUCAGUUGUAGGGAUGCUGUUUUUGAUGUUUCUUUAUUGGGGAUUCUUGAGUCAAAAAGGAAAAAAGUGUCUUUUGCAGCAACCCCUGUUUUGUGUUGCAUAAGAGACCAUUGUGUACUGCCGCUGUGAAUCUAGAACAGAGUGGUUAAGACACUCAGGUAAAUUCAGUUUUAUUUGGAUGGUCCUUUUUUGUCCAGUGACACUGUCACAAAGAUGCUUUACCCUGGGAAAGGCUGAACCUGAACCCCCAAGAAACCUGCUAAAGAGACUCAAAAAAAACUCCCCAGUGCGAAGAAAAAAUGAAAAAUUGUGGCAACAUAAAAAUCUCCGGUGGGAUAGGAGGAGCCCCUCCUCCACUGGCCAGCCCGGUGUAAAUAGUUAAUGUUAGUCUCUAUGGUCACAUGCUGGUCAGUAGCGCGAGGCCUUACAUAUAGGCCACCAGGUUGCAUCAUACGUAUAGGUUUGAACUACAAAAACAUUUUUUAAUAAAAAUGUAUUUUCCAUGACAAAGACAUUCAUAUUCCAGUUUAAAGAGAAAAUGUGUGAGGUGGGUUGUAAGGGAAGAACACAAAUAGCGUAAUUUAAACUGAAGUGAACACCUCAACAUUCAAACUUAGUUUGCUUCGCUUUUGAGCGGCAAUGAGAAGUGAAACCUGUAAAUGGAGGUUUGUUUCAAUGCCGAGGAAGGAUGUUUGUGUUUUUUUUUCUUCUUCUUUUCCUCUCUCAAUACUCCCAAACGACUCACCUCUUUUGGACCAGUUCUCUGUGGUUAAACCUUCCUCUUGAUGUAAAGUAUACUGUGAUUACAGCACAAUGGCCUCAGAAAGGAUAAUUAGAACCCCGGCUGCACGUUGUCUCCUGCUUUUUCCCGCCAUUUCCGCUCUCCAUUCCGCUCCGGCUCCAUUCCCCUCUGUCGCUGCACCUGCCUCCAUUCUCGCUCUGUUCUGCCCCGGAGAGCGGAUCGCACAUUUCGCCUCUUCAAAGUGGAAUGAGCUCCUUUUGAAUAUCCCGUCUCCUCUUCCUCUUUGGCACCGCAGACGUCGGGAGCCUCUCGAAAAUUCUCCACUAAAUCAACACCUUUGGGGCGGAGUGCCCGCCCCCCCCCCGAGCGUCGCGGGUGGGGGGAGGCGUCGAAAAAACUUUUUCUGCUUUUUCACGAGGACCUCACAGAUAAAGAGCUCGGGAGCCCGGGGUUUGCUUGAAUGCAAAUGAACGCGUGUACACACAUGCACGCAGACACACUCAUGCACACACACACACAUACAUGCAC
Anguilla anguilla (European eel) is the source of this 4741-nucleotide messenger RNA. Its product is annotated as MORN repeat-containing protein 1-like. The transcript is spliced from 15 exons. Gene Ontology annotation, cellular component: cytosol. The coding region runs from base 157 to 1722 and encodes 521 amino acids. NCBI's taxonomy places the organism in Eukaryota, Metazoa, Chordata, Actinopteri, Anguilliformes, Anguillidae. The record is from RefSeq and is a predicted model, not a curated record.